AUGGAUAUUCGAAAGUACUUUAAUGCACCUGGUGGUGCUUCUAACACAAAGAAACACGCGAAGAAGACUUCAAAAUCUGAUGCUAAUCUCGAUCAAAGUGAAAAUGUUCCUGAGGAACCAAAAACGGAUCCUGUUAAAUCUAAAUCGUCUAAGAGAGCGAAGGAAGAUGAUUCUUAUUUAGAGGCUCCCAAAAAAAAGCAGCCGAAAACUGAUUCUCCCGCACCAGAAUCCAAAGAAAAAGAAAUACCUGAAGGCGCAGAAAAUUGCUUAUUAGGAAAAACAUUUGUCUUUACUGGUGAUUUGGAAUAUCUUUCUAGAGAGGACGCUCAGGACCUCGUUAAGCGUUAUGGAGGUUCACGUACAACUUAUGUUGUUGUUGGUGACAACCCCGGUCCAAAGAAACUAGAAAAGAUCAAACAGCAUAAUAUUCCGACUCUAACCGAAGAUGAAUUAUUAGACCUCGUAAGAAACGCUCCCGCACAGCAAUCUGAACCCUCUCAAUCAAGUUCUGCGAAAGGAAAAUCACGUGCUUCAGAUGUCAUGGAAGUUUCCGAACCAAUACCCGUCACUUCCAUUGGUAAACUUGAAGGUUAUGAUGUGAAGGAAUUUAACGCUAGUGAUACUCGCAGUAAAAAAGCGCUGGAAGCGCGAAAAAUGAAUAGAACUCUUAUAAUCAUGGAUGAGGUUGAUGGCAUGUCUGCCGGAGAUCGAGGUGGUGUCGCUGAACUUGUCCAAUUAAUCAAGAAAACCCAGGUAUUUAUUAAAAAUACAUAUGUAAAUUAUAAUAUUCGGUUGAAAAGUAUUUUGAAAUUUCCACUUUCAUUAUUAUUUGAUAUUUCUAUUUUAGAAAAAUCAUGUACCUAUGUUAUCAUUAGGGAAAAACUCAAGUUCAAUCAACCAAAUAUUGUUGAUGAGAUUAUCACGGGUGCGAAUUCCGAUAUUCGACAAGUUUUAAACAGAUUGUCUUCUUGGAAAUUGGCAAACGAUAGCAUUACUUAUGAUGAGGGCAAAGCUUUGUAUGAUCAUUUGAAUCCAUUCGAUAUUACCAGUAGGCUUUUUGGUAAUUCGAUAUGGAAUAAUCGUAGUGGCAAUUUGAACGACAAAUUAGAACUAUACUAUCACGAAUCUGAUAUUUUACCGUUAAUGAUUCAAGAAAAUUAUCUAAAAAUUAAACCUCAAUCUACUUCGAACACCAUUGCAAGAGAUGACGUAAAUCCGAAGGAUCUUGAACAAAUGGCUCUACUAGGUGCUCUAGGCAAAGCAGCAGUCUCUAUAUCGGAUGGCGAUUUAUGUUAUGCGAUGAUUCAUGGUUUGCUGGGUCAAACCUCUAAAACUAACAAAUAUAAACGUAUCUUAAAAGAGAUACAAAUUCAUAUGCGAUUAAGAACUUCUGGAGAUAAGAAUGAAAUUCGGCAGAGUUAUCUCCCUGCAUUAUUCACUGCACUCUCUCAACCGUUAAUCGAUAAAGGAGCGGAUGGAAUUACUGAAGUAAUUGAACUGAUGGACCAAUAUUAUCUUAACAAGGAAGAUUGGGAUGCAAUAAUGGAAUUAAGCAUCGGAAGUGAUAAAAUAUCAAAAGAGAUCGACAAAACCGUUAAGACUGCUUUUACAAGAAAUACUGCUGCUACUACUUCUACUCGCCGUACCUCAAGUGGUACCAAAACCAGGGGUGGUGGUCGAGGUGGUGGACGCAAGGCUGUUAGAAAGCUAAAGUGA
Messenger RNA from Racocetra fulgida, 1716 nucleotides. The record is from the annotation of a GenBank genome assembly. Lineage: Eukaryota; Fungi; Glomeromycota; Glomeromycetes; Diversisporales; Gigasporaceae.